Drosophila suzukii is the source of this 2303-nucleotide messenger RNA. It is a transcript of the gene drk, whose product is annotated as growth factor receptor-bound protein 2 drk. Gene Ontology annotation, biological process: regulation of MAPK cascade; signal transduction. The record is from RefSeq and is a predicted model, not a curated record. NCBI's taxonomy places the organism in Eukaryota, Metazoa, Arthropoda, Insecta, Diptera, Drosophilidae. Gene Ontology annotation, cellular component: nucleoplasm; plasma membrane; COP9 signalosome. Gene Ontology annotation, molecular function: epidermal growth factor receptor binding; phosphotyrosine residue binding.
ACCCAACCACGGCCACGCUGCUAUGAAAAUAAAAGUGAAUUACAAAUUUAGCAGUAGUAAUAUGUUAAACCGCCCGCUCCCGCGCCUAAUUAGUGUCGCUUAAGCUUACAGCGCCCCCAGUCCUUAAAAUACAUUAGUGAGUGAGAGAGAGCGCGGAGAGCAAGGAGAGAAUUCCAACCUGCCCGUGUAUGCUGUGCACUGCGAGUGCCUGUGUCUGUGUGUCCGUGUGUGUGGUGCAUCAAGGCUGAUAAAACUAAAUCCGAAACUAUAACAACUAAAUUUAAAGCAACUCCAAAAGCGUUCUGUAUUACGCACAAAACAGCAGCAGCUAUAAUCAACACAAAAUGGAAGCGAUUGCCAAACACGAUUUCUCCGCGACGGCCGACGACGAGCUGAGUUUUCGCAAAACUCAGAUCCUAAAGAUAUUAAAUAUGGAAGAUGAUUCAAAUUGGUAUCGCGCCGAGCUGGAUGGGAAGGAAGGCCUCAUACCCAGUAAUUACAUAGAAAUGAAGAACCACGAUUGGUAUUACGGGCGUAUCACACGCGCUGAUGCCGAGAAGUUACUUUCAAAUAAGCACGAAGGCGCCUUUUUGAUACGCAUCAGCGAAUCCAGUCCCGGCGAUUUCUCCUUAUCAGUCAAGUGCCCCGAUGGUGUUCAGCAUUUCAAGGUUCUGCGCGAUGCCCAAAGCAAAUUCUUCCUCUGGGUGGUCAAGUUCAACUCCCUCAACGAACUGGUCGAAUAUCAUCGGACAGCGAGCGUGUCCCGGUCGCAGGAUGUCAAAUUGCGUGAUAUGAUACCUGAAGAGAUGCUCGUGCAGGCGCUGUACGAUUUUGUGCCACAGGAAUCCGGGGAAUUGGACUUCAGACGCGGCGAUGUCAUCACCGUCACAGACCGCUCCGAUGAGAACUGGUGGAACGGCGAGAUCGGCAAUAGGAAAGGAAUCUUCCCAGCAACUUAUGUGACGCCAUAUCAUUCAUAAUAAGAUAACUUCUAAGGAGCGACGCCACACACACCCCUUUCCCUUCACCGCAGAAAACACAACACACCCCUCAACAAUUGGGCAGCAUCAUCAGCAAUUGCAAAUAACAGCAAGAAGGAACUAAACACAAAUUUUAAAUAUUUAUAUACAAGAAGCGAGGACAUAAAUUCUGUAGACAACGUAUACAAAACAAGUUUAAGCCUAUAAGCCGAAUGCAUUUUUACGUUUUGACGUUUUUUGAUAAAACAAUACAUUACGAUACCAUUACGAAAUCGUUUCAUAGCAACUGAGUGACACUUUAAACUAGAUAUGUACAUUUAUUUGUGUAUUUAUAGCUGCGGCCGAAUAAAAGCACUUGAUCCGACCUUUUCUUUGGCAUCUUGCUACACAGAAAGCAAAACUCACAGCUAGCACUUUGACCGCAACUAUAGGUAUGCAAGUACGUCUACAUACCAGAUGGCACUAUUAUUAUUAUUGUAAGCGAGCGGAUUUUGAUAUAAAUAUAUAAUUUAAGUUCGAUAAAGAAAAUAUUUGUACUGUGCUCCGAAACGAGUGUGAGAAUUGCCCUAAAUGUGCUCUUUAGUUUAUUUGAUGUUUGACGGAGUGCGUUUCAAAGCGAAUAAACACUUAUUAUUAUGAUUAUAUGAUAACAAAUUACCAACCAACCUAAUGCUUAACACGUUUUAUAGAAAACAAAACCAAUUCACUAUGAAAACAAAACAUUUGCCUAAAUGUCUCAAAGCAGAAGACAAUUAAAACAAAAUUAUAUUAUAUUAUCGUAAAUGCCUACCACGUAAAUUAAAUUAAUUUUGCAUCGCUGGUUACUAUAUGCAUACAUGCACGCAUCUAUAAUUAAAUAUGUAUCUCCAUAACGCAAAACUAACGAUAUUAGGCCUCGGCUGCACAUGCACUUUUUGCGGCGACUGCAAUUUAAUAAGAUGAAAUUUUGUCCCCCACUUUAAAAUUUGAAACUGUCAAUAAUUUAGCUAUGUAUGUAGCUGUCUGUUUUUUUUUAUUGUUUGCAUACCGUCUUCUGACCACCAACUCGAUUAUAGGCGAAAAAGAAAUCAUAAAAACGGAUGGAAACAUUUGUGACAUGUGUAAAAAGUUUCAAACUGCUGCUAUAUCAUAUUGUGCUAUAAAUUAUUACUACUACUAUUUAUAAUUGGUUGAGUGUGCUGUGUAAAACCUUUUUUGUCAUCAGCAAGGCGAAAUAGUUGCACGUUCCAUCGUUUUUCAACUACAUAACUAUAUGCAUAAACAAAUGUAAUGAGAGUUGCCAAUAUAAAGUAAUUUAAACAACAACAAAACGCUAAAACGAAA